AUGUUUGACGUGGGCGGUCAGCGAUCUGAGAGGAAGAAGUGGAUCCACUGUUUUGAAGGAGUGACGGCCAUCAUCUUCUGUGUGGCCAUGAGCGCCUACGACCUGGUGCUGGCCGAGGACGAGGAGAUGAACCGAAUGCACGAGAGCAUGAAGCUGUUCGACUCCAUCUGCAACAACAAGUGGUUCACGGAGACGUCCAUCAUUCUGUUCUUGAAUAAAAAGGAUUUGUUUGAGCAGAAGAUCCAGCACAGCCCUCUGACCAUCUGCUUCCCUGAGUACAAUGGCCCGAACACAUAUGAAGACGCUCAGAACUACAUCCAGACCAAGUUUGUGGAUCUGAACCGGAGGAAGGACACGAAGGAGAUCUACCCCCACUUCACCUGCGCCACCGACACCAAGAACGUGCAGUUUGUGUUCGACGCCCACAGACGACCUGAACCGUUGGCUCCAGCUCCGAUCUCCACUUUUUCUAAAGAGACUGAGACGUUAAAGCACCACAUGCAUUCACGACCCGUUCAUGAUGCUUCGUCACCGGAGGACGCGAGAAAAGGAUUCGUUUUCUAA
Messenger RNA from Knipowitschia caucasica, 564 nucleotides. The record is from the annotation of a GenBank genome assembly. Lineage: Eukaryota; Metazoa; Chordata; Actinopteri; Gobiiformes; Gobiidae.